CCUCAUCCACUCACCCGUUGUCACCGCGCGCGCUGCCGCUGAAAAUGAAACACCCACCUGUCGCCGCCGGCACCACCUGCUCGCCGUCUCAUCCCGCCGCUGCCGUCUCCGCGCACCCCUUCCCUCCGACGAGACACAAGCCUCAGCGCGCCCGCAUCCGCCUGGCCGCCGCGGCGGCCAACUCCAGGUGGGUCAACCCGCGCGCGCCUGCGCGCCCGUCCCGGCGCGGCGCGGGAGGGGGCGGGGCUAACCAUCGGCUGAACCACCUCGUCCGCCUCGGGGACCUCGACGCCGCGCUCCUCCUCGUGGAGUCCAUGCGGGACCCCGACCGCCCCGCCGUGGUCCCCUGCACCCUCCUCAUCAAGAAGCUCUGCGCCGCGGGCCGCCUCGACGACGCCGAGCGCGUGCUCCGGGCGUCGGAGCGCGCGGGCACCGCCGACGCCGUCGCGCGCAACACCCUCGUCGCGGGGUACUGCCGCGCGGGGGGCCGGCUCGCCGACGCCGAGCGGAUGCUGUCGUCCCUCGCGGCGUCCGGCGCCGCCGACGUCGUCACCUACAACACGCUCGUCGCGGGUUACUGCCGCGAGGGUCGCCUCGGCGACGCGCGGCGCCUCGUCGCCGGCAUGCCGCUCGCCCCCAACUCGUACACCAACAGCACCCUGCUCAAGGGCCUGUGCAGCGCCAAGGAGUGGGACGACGCCGAGGAGCUCGUCGCGGAGAUGAUCCGGAGCGGGUGCCCCCCAAAUGAUCUCACGUUUGGUAUGAUGAUCCACUCCUUAUGCCAGAACGGAUUGGUGGACCGUGCAAUGGGAGUUCUUGAUCAGAUGUCCAAGUGUGGGUGCACGCGGGGUGUGAUUGUUUACAAUGAAAUCAUCAGUUGCCUUGCGGAGCUGGGGCGCGUGGAGGAGGCUCUUGAUUUAUUCAACAGCAUGCCGUGCAAGCCAGACAUCUUCAGUUACAACGCCGCGAUAAAGGGUUUGUGCAGAGGUGAGCGUUGGGAGGAUGCUGGAGAGCUUAUUACUGAGAUGGUUAGGAAGGAUUGCCCCCCAGAUGAAGUGACAUUCAACACAGUGAUCAGUUACUUGUGCCACAGAGGGUUGGUUGACUGUGCAAUGGAAGUUGUCAAGCAGAUGUCCGAGUACGGAUGUAAGCCUGAUAAUUUUACUUACAGUGCCCUUGUUAACGCCUUUUCUGAACAUGGGUGGGUAGAUGAUGCUCUUGAGUUACUAAGAAGCAUACCAUGGAGGCCUAGCACUGUUUGCUACCGAUCUGUUCUGAAGGGACUGUGCAGAGCUGAUCGUUGGGAGGAUGUCGGGAAGCUUGCCGCUGAGAUGAUUAGAAACAACCUGACCAUUGAUGAAGUCACAUUUGGGUUAAUCAUUGAUUGUUUGUGCCAAAAAGGACUAGUUGGCUAUGGCCUUGAAGUUCUUCAGGAAAUCUCAAACUACGGAUGCUCACCUGACAUUAUCAUGUAUAAUUCUCUCAUCAAUGGCUUUGUUGAACAUGGGAGCGUGGAUGAUGCUCUCAAGCUAUUCAAAAGCAUGCCAUGCAAACGAAAUGUUGUUACCUAUAAUUAUAUGUUGAAGGGUUUGUGUAGAGCUGAGCAGUGGGAGGAUGCUGGGAAGCUUGUAGCUGAGAUGGGUAACGAUGACUGUCUCCCAAAUGAAGUAACAUUCAGUACCCUAAUCAGCUACUUGUGCCAAAAAAGGUUGGUUAAGUGUGCAAUUGAAGUUUUUGAGAAAAUGCCAAAGUACAAUUGUAUGCCUAAUGUUAUUAUCUAUAGCACCCUUAUCAAUGGCCUUUCUGAACAAGACUGUGUAGAUGAUGCUUUGAAGUUAUUAAACAACAUGCCAUGCAAGGCUGACACCAUUUGUUAUAGUUCUGCAUUGAAGGGCUUGUGUAGGGCUGAGCGAUGGGAGGAUGCAGGAGAACUUAUACUCGAGAUGGUUCGAACGAACUGCCCCCCAGAUGAAGUCACGUUCAGUAUACUGAUCAAUAACUUGUGUCACAAAGGGUUUGUCGAGUAUGCAACUGAAAUUUCAGAGCUAAUGCAUAAGUAUAAAUGCACGCCUAAUAUUGUCAUUUACAGUUCUCUCAUCAACGGAUUCUCUGAACAAAACCGUGUGGAAGAAGCUCUCAAGUUACUAAGAAGCAUGCCAUGUGAGCCUGACAUUAUUUGCUACAGCGCUGCACUGAAGGGUUUGUGUAGAGCAAAGCGAUGGGAGGAUGCUAGGGAGCUUAUAGCUGAGAUGUUUAGAAAGCAGUGCCCACCAGAUGAAGCAACAUUAAGUAUGCUCAUUGGUUCAUUGUGCCAGAAUGGGCUGGUUGGCUUGGCAACUGAAGUUUUUGAGCAAAUGUCAGAGUAUGGAUGUAGCCCGAAUAGCAUGAUACGCAAUUCCCUAGUUAACAGCUAUUCUGAGCAAGGACGUGUGGAUGAAGCACUCAAGCUAUCGAGCAGUAUGGCAUGAAAGCCACCAAUCUCUGUUAGCUGUACUGCAUUGAAGAGUUUUGAGUUGUGAGGAUGCUAAGGAGCUAAAAUGAUUAGGCUGAGGCUGAAGAUGACCCCGGAUGAUAGGAUGAAUUGACAUCUAGUACCUAUUAAUAGCUUGUGCCAGAAGAAAGCUUGGUUGAACUCUUGAGUAAUGCGAUGGAUGAUGCCAUCUGCUCAUCAUCAGCUUUUUGGAGAUAAGAUGCAUGAAUGAUUUUUUUUGGGAAUGGAAAUAUAACAGGUAAUUGAGAUGGGUGCUUCUGGUAAUUAAUUAUUUAGCUGCCAUCAAACAGAAAGCACUAACAUUUAGUCAUAAAAUAGUUAGGAAUCUUAUCAUGGUUCAGGACGUGACAAGGAUUAUAUGAGCAAUAAUUACUGAAAAAACCAUCAAGAAUUCAACCCACCCUUCACUAUUGUGCUCAUAGCUUGUUGAAUUCUUUCAAUAUAGGGAUGUAGUAGUAACUUGUGCUAGAACCUGCCGCUUGCCAUCCUUUCAUAUCUACUUUCUUUUCGUUUUGUACAAAUUAGUUAACUUUUAUAUGUGAUGUAUGACCGAUUUCAAUUUUGUCCCUAAGUUCUCAAAACUUGCUAUAGUCCAAGGUCCUAACUAGGUAUACAUGCUAAACCUUGUCUUGCUUGCUUCUUCAAGAGCUGCCCCAAGUUGACCUUGUUUGUAGUUAGUUUUUUUUUUCUUUUUGAGAAAUCCUUGAUGUUAGUUGUUUGUAUUUAUUGCGUCGUCACAAAAUUGGAACGGGUGGAACAAUUAAAAUCAGCAUAUUUUUUUGUUGUCAUAAUAUUUUCUUUGAGAUUUUGUUAGCAUAACAUUGAUGGUGUGGGUAUGUUUGGAUGUGGAGUGAGAUGCAGUCGAUUUGGUCGUUGUUAUAAGGCUCUGUGUAUGCCAAUACAUAUAAUUCGGUAAA
Molecule: messenger RNA, 3408 nt
Organism: Panicum virgatum (switchgrass)
Lineage: Eukaryota; Viridiplantae; Streptophyta; Magnoliopsida; Poales; Poaceae
Product: pentatricopeptide repeat-containing protein At1g09900-like
Exons: 1
Coding region: 45-2468 (807 amino acids)
Molecular function (GO): protein binding
Source: RefSeq, a predicted model, not a curated record